GGACAAUCACUCCAAAUAAAACCAGACUGGGCAGGUUUCCACGGAAAGAAAAAAUUGUGGAUGGCAUGAAAUCAAUCCAAACCUGAAUGGAUAUAGAUGGGAGGAUCAUUUCAUUUCACUCACUGCUACAGUUUUUUUUUUUUAAAAUGGUGGAGAUGGGUUUAUUUGGCGGCGGCGGUGGCGCACAAUCACAAAUUCUGGUUGUGCGAAGUGGUCAUCCCUCAAAAUUCAUGGAAUUAAGGUGGGUAAGAAGAAGGGAAAGAAGCGGAAGCAAUUUGAAUUUAAAACCAUCCAAAUCAAUGGUACCCAUCUACAUAUCCACAAACCCAUCACACAUAAAUCUUCAAGACCUGAAACAACUCUAUGCAAGCUGCAACCAUUCAUGUCACAGAUUUCCAAAGUUGGACGCAAAAGAUUAUAAAGUUGAAGAAGCAGUUGACAUUGAUAAGCUCAGCGUUGCUGUCUCUCACAGUUCCGUGCUUGUCUCCCUCUUUUCCAAAGAUCUCUAUCUUGAAUCUUCCAACCAGGGAUUGAGAAACUGGAUGGAAAGAAUGAUGCCAGUCACUCCUUCCAAUGGUCAGCUUGUGGGCUUUGGACGUGCCGUUUCCGAUGCGGGAUUGACUGCUUCUAUACACGAUGUCAUGGUUAUCCCUUGGUUGCGAGGAUUGGGAAUUGGCAGGAUGAUUGUUAAACGAAUUAUAAGAGUGCUCACAAGUAGAGACAUUUAUGACAUAGCAGCCCUUUGCUCACCGGAGGAGAGGUUAUUUUUUGAAGCAUGUGGAUUUGGUGAUGACAUUUUGGGCUCUACUACCAUGAUGUAUACGAAGACUGUAGCAACUCAAGAUGGAGCUGACCACAUGGUUAGACGUGUAGGUAGAAAGCUAUUGUUAGUUCCCCCAUUGAAAGAGCCCUGGCCAUGUUUGAAGCCAAUCAGUUCCAAAAGUUGAUUCAUACUGCAGUGUAAGCAAAGGAUUGGAAUACAAAGAUAACAUCUUUUAUAUAAAAUUCAUUAGAAAUAGAUGAGCAUUGCUUCUCAUUUUGAAAUUCUGGAACUUUAGCUUAGUAGAUGAUACAGUAUCAAAGUAAAAGAACUGCCAAAAGAGAAGAAGUGUAUACAUGAAUGUUAGAGGCACAAUUUUAAGUGUGUUUAAUUAUAAGUUCAUUUACCAUUAUUUUACUCCAGAAGUUCAGUCCCUUAUCUAUACAUUGAAUUCAAGAAAAUUUGUGUCUUUACUUUAAGCGUUUGUAAAUAAAGCAUUGAUGACUCUCUGUCUUGGACAACUUGACUUAUUGGCUUUGAGCACCACCCAGGUAUAGAUUCUGUAAUUUUUUUUUACUGGGCAGACAUUUAAGGGUUUUAGCCACAUUGCUGUGCCACGUCCAGAUUCUUUCUUAUCUGUAAUGCAUUUUUCAGGAGAAAGUUGACAAAACAUUGCCUCAUAUGAUGUUCCUAGGAAUAAGAAUUUUCUCACAAAGUAGUCCUAGAGAGAAUGCAAAAUAGUUCUCCUUUCGCUGUCAACUUUAUAAAUAGGAGAAACCUGCAGGGGACAAAUUCUCUCACCAUCCUCAUUGUCUUCACUACCUUGAUAUGGGGAAAAUCUGGAUUGAAAUCUGCUUCAUUUCUGCCUGGGGACUUGGGCGUUCUUCUUCUCAAUGGAAACUUCAAUGGCUAGCUGUUGGGUGGAUUGAUCCUAACAACAAAUAUUGAUCUAAGAUUGAUGCUUCUGGGGAUGCAAACCCUGUAUGGAGAACAAAGUUUGCUACUCAAAUUUGUAAGAUAUGGCUUUGCACGUUGAAGGCUACAGCAGAGAGCCCGUUUUUCUCAGAGAAAAGCUUCAAGGAACUGCUACUAUUGCCUUGAAAGAAUUUAUGGCCAAGUAUAGCAAGAAUAUUGAGGGAUUUAGGCCGGGAACUGCAGAAGUCGGGAGCUUCAGUUGUGAAAAAGAAAUUCCAGCAAACCUCCAGGAUUUGUUGAUAUCUCAGAAGAACAGGAAAAGACAGUUGUAUACCAAGGUAUUUUUGCUAUAAUUCUAUUAGAACCACUAAUAUACAUACAGUAUUCUGUGUCUGAUCAUGGGCUGAACUCUUUGGCAAAUCCUUCCGUCUCUUUAUUUUUAGCAUGAGCAUUUGAUGGAUACCUGGGCAGAUAGCUGGCUGCAGAACCUUCUCUGGGCUACCUCUUCUGCACUCACCACCAUCUCCAGCAAACCAUUCACAACAGCAGCAAGGGCAUGCAAUGUAAUAGAAUAGGAAAUGUAACACAAUCAAAGUAGAGGACGAAAAUAUGUAUUGUGUUGAAUAUUUCUUAGUGAAAUUAACAAAAUCAAUUCUUCAA
Messenger RNA from Mangifera indica (mango), 2335 nucleotides. RefSeq lists its product as uncharacterized. Lineage: Eukaryota; Viridiplantae; Streptophyta; Magnoliopsida; Sapindales; Anacardiaceae. The coding region runs from base 87 to 947 and encodes 286 amino acids. Gene Ontology annotation, biological process: UDP-N-acetylglucosamine biosynthetic process. The record is from RefSeq and is a predicted model, not a curated record. Gene Ontology annotation, cellular component: Golgi apparatus; endoplasmic reticulum; endoplasmic reticulum-Golgi intermediate compartment. Gene Ontology annotation, molecular function: glucosamine 6-phosphate N-acetyltransferase activity; monosaccharide binding. The transcript is spliced from 4 exons.